Egretta garzetta (little egret) is the source of this 1935-nucleotide messenger RNA. It is a transcript of the gene SPAG16, whose product is annotated as sperm associated antigen 16. The record is from RefSeq and is a predicted model, not a curated record. NCBI's taxonomy places the organism in Eukaryota, Metazoa, Chordata, Aves, Pelecaniformes, Ardeidae. Gene Ontology annotation, molecular function: protein binding. Gene Ontology annotation, biological process: axoneme assembly. Gene Ontology annotation, cellular component: axonemal central apparatus.
AUGGAGUUCGUUACGCUUAGGAGCAUAAAGUCUGUGGAAGUCUCAGUUCAUUGGAACUCAUCACAUGCAUCAGCUGCUUCAGACUUAACAAAAUCUGCAGAAUUUACCAUAACAGACGACUCUAGAGAUGAUUAUCAGUAUGAAGAGGUUCUGUCCGAUGAUGAAUUUAGUCUUCAGGAAGAUGAUGAGGAUCUCUCAAAGGCUUUGCAGACUAUUCAAGAGCAGGCUGAAGAUGCUCAAAUUUUAGCUUUGCAAUCAGUUCUGACUUCCGAGAAAUCAGUAUCUGAAAUACCUGAAGCAAUGGAUGACUUCUUCUGCAAUUUCCUGGUCAGAUUGGGAAUGUCCAGAACCCUUGACUGCUUCCAAACUGAAUGGUAUGAACUUGUACAGAGAGGUGUGUUCACAGCCGAAGACAUUGGAUUGGUUCCAACUGUGUAUACCCGCAACCAGCAACUUGAGGCUGAGAAUAUGAGUUUGAGGAAAGAUUUGGAAAACUAUAAACUUGCUGCGAACAAAGCAAAAGAGGCUUUCCUAAAAAUGCAGAAAGAACGUGACUUCCAUCGAAUGCAUCAUAAGCGAGUGGUCCAGGAGAAAAACAGGCUUAUUUGUGAUAUUAAAAGGCUGAAGGCACAUUAUGCAUCGUAUGAACCAGUGCUGAAGCAGUUGACUGAAAAAUACCAGGCUACACUGAGACAGAAAAUGUUAACUAGUUUGGAGAGAGACAGAGCAGUUGGGCAGGUUACAGGUUUGCAAGCCACAUUACAAAAUUUAGAGUCUGAACAUGCUAUUCAGAUUCCUGUGACAAAAGCAGGCCACAAAUGUCAAAGGAAGAAAGUAUUGGAAGGUCCCACCCAGAAAGCUCUUCAGGAAGCCAGGCAGCAAAAAAUCCUUGAUACUGAAUGCUCUUCAUAUGAUCCAGUCAAAGAUCCAGAGAGGAUAGGCAAGAGCUAUCCAAAGGAUUCAGAGUUCCCUGUUGAUACUGUCAACUCAUACCAUGUGCAUGCAAAAGAAGAUACUCAACUCCUGAAAUCUGGAGAGUAUAAACUGAGCAACAUUUUAAAAGGGAAUGACUUAGCUGUGAGCUGCUUGGCUUUACAUCCCCCAAAAGACACUGUAGUCACUGUCAGUGAUGACCACCUCUGGAAAAUGUGGGCUUUACCUGAUGGGAACAUCAUCAUGACAGGUGAAGGUCACACUGAUUGGCUUUCGGGCUGCUGCUUCCAUCCAAGUGGCAUCCAGCUGGUCACUUCAAGUGGGGAUACCACAAUGCAGAUAUGGCAUUUUUCAAAACGUGGAUGCAUCCUGACUUUAGGAGGACAUGCCCGUGCUGUACGGGUCUGCUUAUGGCAUUAGAAUCGUAGAAUUAUAGAAUUGUUUAGGUUGGAAAAGACCUUUAAGAUCAUCAAGUCCAACUCAGAUAGAUGCAGGGUAUCUCUUCAUGGGCAUGAAGAAACUGUAAAUAGUGUCUACUAUCUGCCUUACAGUAGUGGUGUCAUAACUCAGAAAUCUGAUAGAUAUAUCUCCUUAGUAAUUGUGAGAAAUGGUCUCCAUGUUUACACGUUCUAUGGUUACCUGCAUUCCUGUAAUCAUGCUACAUUCAACAUGAAUGGUGAUACAAUUGCUUCCUGUGACUCUUCAGGUGUGAUGAAUCUCUGGGAUAUUCGGAAGUUGGUCCCCAUUUUAUCCAUAGAUGCAGGCCCACAUCCUGCCAAACAGGUCGUCUUUGAUCGCUCUGGUCGUAUCGUGGCUCUGGCGAGCAGCGAUGGAUCCGUUCAGGUUCUGGAAGCGGAGCCUGGGCAGCUCUCCAGCCUGCGGGGCCACGGCGGCCAAGCGCAGCGCCUUACCUUUGGUCACAGGGCCGAGCAGCUGCUUUCCGGGGGUGCCGACGGCGCGGGUUGUCUCUGGACCCGAGGACCAGCACGCAGCUUAACGUAA